This is a messenger RNA of Lineus longissimus, 1772 nucleotides long. Its product is annotated as mitochondrial import inner membrane translocase subunit Tim23-like. The record is from RefSeq and is a predicted model, not a curated record. Gene Ontology annotation, cellular component: TIM23 mitochondrial import inner membrane translocase complex; mitochondrial inner membrane. Lineage: Eukaryota; Metazoa; Nemertea; Pilidiophora; Heteronemertea; Lineidae. Bases 77 to 670 code for a protein of 197 amino acids. The transcript has 6 exons. Gene Ontology annotation, biological process: protein import into mitochondrial matrix. Gene Ontology annotation, molecular function: transmembrane protein transporter activity.
UCUUACAUGUGCAAAAAUCCAGAAACGUAUUUUAACUAUCACUUUUCCACUGUUUGAAAAGAACUCCUCUGAUAAAAUGGACAGUCAACGGAAAGGAGGUUUAUUUGGAACUUAUGGUUCAUCUGAUCCAACACUUAAUGUUCCAGUUACUUCAAGUCCCAAUUCGAUGAUGUCUCCUUAUCUUAAUUUUGACCCAGCAUAUAUUUCUCCGAGUCCUGGUUCAGAGUUUAUCAUGCCAGAAGGAGCCAGUGCUCAUAGAGGAAGAUUUGAACUUGCAUUCUCACAAAUUGGCGGUUCAGUACUUGUUGGUGCUGGAAUUGGUGGAACAAAUGGUGUCCUCAGUGGACUUAGGGCAACGAGAGAACUGGCAGGAGCGGCAAAGCGAACACAGAUGUUGAAUUUCGUCGCCAAACAAGGAGCGUCUUCUGCUCAAUCUUUAGGUGUACUUGCCCUAAUGUACAGUGUAUUCGGUGUUGUGAUAGGCUGGGCUCGAGGUGUUGAAGAUGAACUGAAUACACUCACAGCUGGAACAGCAACAGGACUUCUUUACAAAUCAUCAUCUGGUCUAAAAAAAUGUGCCCGGGGAGGAGCUAUAGGGUUUGGGUUGGCUGCAGCAUACUGUGUAGUGACGAGUGGAGAUAAAGUUAAGGAGUUCAUGUCAAGCAGAUGAGGAAAGAGCUGAGUUAAAAAGACAUUUAUUGAUUGAAUUUCAUCUGGACAUUUUUCAUAAACUGUGAUCAUUGAACUAUUCAUUGGGAACUUUUCCUUCUCAUCGGGAUUAGAUUCUUUUGUGAAGUGGCAGGACUGCCUUUGGUACAGUACAAGGGCAUUUGAAUAUCAGAAAACAUUCAAAUUUUGUUCAUUUUUUGCCCAUGAUAAAGGCUUAGACAUGUAACAACGUUAUAGGUAUGUUUUUAGGAAGCUUUGAUAACGAGAUUGGACACUCCUGCUACAUUUUAGCUGGUUAGCUUUUAAUGUUUGGGCUGCCUGGUCAUCAUGAAUAAGAUGUUGUCGCUUGCAAGGUGUCAACAGCGAGCCAUUUGAAGCACAAUUGUUGACAGAGUUACACAAAUGCUACAUUACAAGAGCAACGGUUCCUUGGAUGCUGACCUGACACAGAUGCAUUGUGCAUGUUGUAUAGAAGAAGGGUAACCUGAUCCUAAGCCAGAGUGGCAAUAUGAGUUGAGGCUGUCAUUCAAUUAUUUUGUGUUGAGCAAUUUCAUUGGCCACCUGUUUAUAAUGUUGGGAUUUAUAUAGCGCAGUAUCCAGGCUGUUCGCCCGCUCAAAGCGCUUUACAUUAUUACCUAGUCUCUCCUGAAAUCUUUCAGGGGAACUCAAGGAGCAACUCAUACAGCGUUCACUUGAUCGUUUCAGACCGGUACCCAUUUAUACUCCUGGGUGGAGAGAGGCAACUGCAGGGUUAAGUGUCUUGCCCAGGGACACUGAAUCAGUAUUGUGGUUCCAACCGAGUCGAACCCACGACCUUUCGGUUAUGAGUCCGGCGCUCUAACCAUUACUCCACUGAUUCCCUUUAUGAGUGUGCGUCUGACAGAUUUCCCGCCCUAUUGAGUCAGCGGUGAAAGGAGGAGACUUUUAGAUUGACAUUCACUGUCGGCAUGUCGGCAUGUCUCACGUAAAUCAUGGAUACUCAAAUCACUGCUCUGUAAUUCAUUUUGUAUGUUUUAUGCCCUUUCUGUACCGUACAUGUUUUAUGAAUCACCUUGUAUAUAGUUGUACCAUUGAGAAAGCAAUGGUAUUAAUACAAAAUAAAU